AUUCCUAAUAACCGUAUCGAAAGUGAUUGAAUACAAUUUCAUUGUUUAUAAUAAUUAAAUUGAAUGCUUACAUCUAAACGAUAUUUAAUCAGUUACGUUAUGGAAUGAAGAUGAUUAUUAACCUUGUGAUACUAGGGCUUUUCGCUCUAGGAAGCUGUUUAGAAUCCACAACAGAGCAUUCAGAAAAAAAUCAAACCGAAGAAGAAAUGAAAAACAUCAUAUUGAAAUAUGUAGAAAAUAUCAAAGAUAUAGAGUCCCAAUACGUUAUAAACGAAGCUCUAUCGAAAUCUAUAUCACAUUAUUUAAACGGUAAAGUUAACGUACUGCCCUUGUACAGAAUUAGUUUGAAAAUUGACAGAAAUCCAAUAAAAAUACCAUGGACUAUACCGGAGAAGCCCACAGUAGGUGACACUGGCAGUAAACUCAAAUAUGAAUACAUAGAGGUUAAGACAACUAAAGAAAAAUAAAAUCUUUACAAGCACUAUAACUGAAA
Molecule: messenger RNA, 493 nt
Organism: Papilio xuthus (Asian swallowtail)
Lineage: Eukaryota; Metazoa; Arthropoda; Insecta; Lepidoptera; Papilionidae
Exons: 2
Coding region: 105-467 (120 amino acids)
Source: RefSeq, a predicted model, not a curated record